Messenger RNA from Haliotis rufescens (red abalone), 5238 nucleotides. Its product is annotated as ras association domain-containing protein 10-like. Lineage: Eukaryota; Metazoa; Mollusca; Gastropoda; Lepetellida; Haliotidae. The coding region runs from base 1932 to 3575 and encodes 547 amino acids. The transcript has 3 exons. The record is from RefSeq and is a predicted model, not a curated record.
GGUUGUUACUGUUGCAGCAUUGGAGUUGUGUUUCCAGGUGAGUUAGCAACAACAGUGUCGUGAACGGCAAUACCCGGCAAAUCGACCUGGCUUCGUGACGACACAGUAUUGUAUGAAUGGACGUAGUCGACCGUGGAACAUGUUAUAAUUAUUGUCGAUACAAAGUCACUGGUGUCAAGAAGGGUUGACAUAAGGAUUACAUGCUACUGAUUCACUGCACUUCACCCUGAAGGGAUUUGACACUAGGUCGAUCCAUGCUACCCGGCAAAGAAACCCAGGGUGGCACUGGUCUCUCAUCUGUCAACACUGGCAUUACGGGUGCAAGGAGAUUGUUUACUGACGUUGUUAUCAUGGGUGAACAGGAUUGCAUACAGACACUUGUAUAAGGGCCAGACCUGGUGAUAUAUCUGUAUGUCAUUGUGGCCAUACGUUGUAGUUACAAUAGUCAACGACUGAUUCGCUGACAUUGUUGUUGAACUGUUGAACCUUACACAGACUGAUACGAGUUUAAGGAUUUGCGAAGACGUGUUUUGUGUUGAACGUUAACCAUUGUACCAGAUAUCGGUACUUAGUGUGUUCUGAAACAUCGUCAACAUAUUCCAGACCUAACCUCUUACGUGUCAGAGGAAAUAAAUGUGAAGAUGUUUAAUACUGAUAUAGAUAUAAUUAGUUUAUUGGUGAAGCAUUUGUAACGACUUUUAACAGAAACCGGUAUUCAUUUUGUUCUGAAACAUCGUAUACAUAUUGAACUGAUUGGAUUUCAAGGAUGUGUGUGUCUCAUAUCAGAGGAUACGUUUUUACCGACCACCACCCGAAGGGAGUGAACAAAAAACGUUAACGUCUUUAAGAGGCAUUUAGAAGAUGGAGUAAGGAUAAGAUAUAUGGAUGAGCAACGUCUUUCUUACAAAUUAUUACAAAACCGUUAUCAAGCAAGUGAAAGCAAUCAUCAGUGCAGCCGGUGCAGGAGUUCCAAAUAUUUCAAAAUCAGAAGACGUUAGAACUGUUUGUCUAGACGCGCGUCCAUAGAGUACCCGGAUGUUGUGUACAUAACGUAGAUAUACCCACCGAGGUGGCACGUGCUGGAUGGUACUACUAGGUACAUUGUCAAUACAGUUCUGUAACGCUGUGCUUCUGGUGCCGACUGUAGCUGUAUCACACAUCACCAGCAACGACUGUCUGGUAACAGCUCCCGGUGCGUUGGGCACUCUACCUCAGUGGUGUACUGAUUACAGCGUUGAGCGAGGAGACUGGGUACAGCAAACACAAGCGGAACUAUCACAGUAAGGGCGGCUGUCAAGUCGCAUCUCCACCGUUGACGUCGCAGUGAGAGGAGGUUGGUGGAGUCAGCAGUGUUACUGACAUGUGAGUCGACAGCCAAGUGGAUAACGCUGCAGUUUGCACAGCGACAGGGAGACGACAUAACGGAGGUGUUUAAUUACUCGACGCAGAGCGAGGUGGUGAGCAGGUGCCUUUGCUCCAGGUGUUGCGGAACUACCACAACGCCAUUUAUCGCUUGUGUUUGCACUAACACAUGGGGAUACAUACCUUUCAAUGACUAUGGUUAAAUGACUGUGCCUUAGGAACUGGAAUUACAGACGUGGCUGGCAAAGGUUGAUUAAUGAGUCCCAGAUUUCCAUUUGUGAGGAACGUAUAUGAAGGUUCCUUGUAAUACUGUGGAUGUACCUCUCCGAUACACGAAUUCAGGUGACUAUUUAUUCGAUACACAGCUCGAUAUAUAUAUCUGGUAACUGACAACCUCGUCGUAUUUCAUAACCAAAGUGGACAAAGAGCUCGACGGGAAAGUAAUAAACUACCUUGUCCUUAUAUUGGUGUACUCACAGUGUCUAUCUCUGUGUGAAGUGAGUGUGGAUCAUGUGUGGAUUAUACCGAGGACAGAUACUGGUUCCCCAAUCCAAGUUUCACACAUAACCAUGGAGAUGGUGUUAGACUCUCCAAACCCCGGUCCUCACGACCUCAUGACCCUUGACCAGACCACAUCGGAGAUCCCGAUUCUGUUGGACGGUACAGUUAGAUGGGUCACAGGCCUGACGAAGCGGACGACCUGCGAUGACGUCAUAUACGCCUUACUGUACCAAGACGGCAACCACGAGGGCGAGACAACAGAGAACUACGCCAUCUUUGAAAGAUGGCGGGACGUGCAGCGGCCAUUACAGGCCAGAACGAAAAUAAUGAAGAUCUGGAAGGCCUGGGGUGUAGAACAGAAUAACGUCGAGUUGUCGCUGCGAAGGCUGCAGGACGAAAGCUACAUGUCUGGCGAGUCGUACAGGACUAGUCGGAGACACAAGCGUAGCAGGCAUAAGACUCGUCAUGGCAACGACUGUGGAUGUCGUCCUGGAGCCCACAGGAACUGUUAUAGUACAGGGAAGUUGCGCUCUCUUGAGAGCCUUGUGAAACUAGUCAUUGCGCAGGAGCGGAAGUUGCACGACCUGGGUGAAAGAAUUGAUAAAACCGAUAACAAAAUUGACAAUCUUGAAACUCGUCGCCAUUUUAGCCGUGUGAAACAAAGUGGCGACGAUUAUGUUCAAAGUGCUUACCUCGACAGUCUCAGUGAAGAUAGUAUGGAUGAGCUGUUUGGUAAUGUGAAAUCGGAGGAUAUUGAAGCGUAUUUGGAAUAUUGUGAGAGGAUUAUCAAAUUGGAAGAUAAAUUAACAGGUGAGAACAGUAAAUUGAGAGAUGUCUCCAGAAAGUUACAAGAAUCUCUUGCCAAGAGUGACUGUGUAGGUAACGGCGUGUCUAGUCUGACUGACCUUGACCUCUCUUUGCCUCUGAACCAGCAGCUGGAACAGGUUCAGGUUGAAAUGAACCGCCUGGUGAGCGCGGGGAUGAUGCAGAAGUACCAGGAGGACUCGGUCAAGCGAGAGUUGCAUCAGUGUGACAAGCAGAUCGAGGUCAAGAGACAGCUCAUCAGGUCACUCAAAUAUGACCUGGAUAGUCUUCAGGUCCGAUUGGACAGUGCCAAUGUGGACCAGAGACAGGACGAAUCCACUGAGGAUGAUGCCGAUGAUAGAGUGUCUAUUAUACAAGUGCAUGACUCGCCUCCCAAGUCUAGGAACAAGUCAGUGACGUUUGAUGAUAGGUUCAAUCACAUGCAUGUCAUAGGGACGUCUCACGAGAGUCUGAUGGAGAGACUCGGUAGCUGUGACAAGAAUGGGGAUAAUCCCCAUCAGACUCCCCCCUACGUCAACGACAGCUGCUACAGGAGGCGGCCCCAUCACACAGCUACUCAACAGAAAGUCACGUCCAUUUUGAAAAACAAAGAACAAUAUAGUUAUAAAGCACAUUCCAAUUCCCCUGUUAAUACUCGAGUUGGUCCUGAUACGGUGCCAGUCAAUCAGUCCGACACAUCCCCUGGGUCUGAACUUGACCGGCUGACCAAUGCCCAUGACAGUGGCCGGUAUCAUUUGCCGAGUGGCAUGUACACGUUUGCCAAUGAUGGACAUUACUCUCUGCUCGACUCUUCUAACAAGCAGUACAAAGACGAAGACUCCAACUCCGACACAGGCCUCAGUUCCAUGCACAGUGACGAGUCUCCUGGUCUAGAGACCCUGGUCUAGACAUUGUCUAUUCCUGGUUCGGACCUAGCCUAUUCGUGGUGUGGACAAAAUCUAUUCCUGGUGUAGACGGAAUCUAUUCCUGGUGUAGACGUAAUCUACUCCCCGUGUAGGAACAAUCUAUUCCUGGCAUAGACACAGUCUAUUCAUAGUGUUCUCACAGUCUAUUCCUGGUGUAGACACAUCCUAUUCUUGGCAUAGACAUCGCCUAUUCCUGGUGUAGAAAUGAUCUAUUGCUGGUGUAGGUGCAGCCUAUUCCUGGUAUAGACAUGGCCUAUUCCGGGUGUAGAAAUGAUCUAUUGCUGGUGUAGACGCAUCCUAUUCUUGGCAUAGACAUGGCCUAUUCCGGGUGUAGAAAUGAUCUAUUGCUGGUGUAGACGCUGUUUAUUCAUGGUAUAACACAAAACACAACCUAUUCCUGGUGUAGUCUGUUUCGAUGUAUCCCAGUAACUAUAACUGUGACCGUUGUUUUCUUAAGCAACUUUUGUUUAACUUAAUACAUGCUGACCGUGUUCUUUUCUGGCAUUUUGACGAUAAGAACGUACACACGUCCAAUUUCCCCGUAGCCCCUGGUGACCGCGUAUAGGACGAGCGCAAUACUGCCUUCACCGACUCAUACCCAGACAUUAUAGGGCACACAUUAAUGCAAGAUAUACCUUUGGUCAACCAACCCAAAACAGCUGAUGAACAUAAAAUAUAUAGAUUUCAAGAUAAUAAAUUUCCCUAUUUAUUUCUUAAAAUAAUGUUAGUAAGUUAAAGCACAACAUCGUUUACUAGAAAUUGGUGUUGUUAAAAAGGCUAGAAUACUCAGUUCAGAGAGUCCACUUCAUUAUAACUUCAAUGACUUGCUAUCAUAAAGCACAUUUUACAGCUAAUUACCUUAUUGAUAUUGUAUAAACCGUUUCACCUGACCAAUUCAUGGGGCAUUCUUCCAACAAUAUUUAAUUAGCAUUUUCAUGUCAGAAAUGGCAAACAGCAAAACCUGAUCCUCUCCGAAUCUUGGGUCUAUCAGACAUAUCGAGCUACAGAAGUUCGAGACACACGGGGGGGCGAGUGGUUAAAGCGUUCGCUCGUCACGCCGAAGACCCGGGUUCGAUUCCCGACAUGGGUACAAUGUGUGAAGCCCAUUUCUGGUGUCCCCCGCCGUGAUAUUGCUGGAAUAUUGCUAAAAGCGGCGUAAAACCAUACUCACUCACUCACUCGAGACACACGGGACACCGAAAACAGAGUUUUAAGUUACAUCUCUUCGGACCAUGCAGUUCCAUCGUCUUAAGCGAUAUGUCGAGUUACUGAAGUUCGGGUUAUGUGGUUUAGCUGUAUAUUAUAACUAUUUAUGUAACAUCGGUUGCUGUUCAGUGGAUGUCAAGAACCUAACAUCAGGUCAUCAUGUACUCCGAAUUGUAGAAUACAAAGUGUUUAUUUCCGAUUCUGGCUUUUAGACGAAUAUGUACACGUAGUUUGAAAGGAAUUUACAAGUCGAAGUCAGAUUCUACUGCAUGUCCCCGCCUACCAGAGACCAGUUGGUGUAAAUGUCAUAAUUGGAAAUGUCAUUGUAUAAUGUCAUUGUGUGAUGUCACACGACUCCUGUUGGUGUCCACAGAAGCCAGAUAUUGCAAUAUUGUUUGUUGUCCACUCUCAUCAUCGUUCAUAAAUAUUCAAUACUCUU